Messenger RNA from Nymphalis io (European peacock), 1604 nucleotides. Its product is annotated as aladin-like. The record is from RefSeq and is a predicted model, not a curated record. Gene Ontology annotation, cellular component: nuclear pore. Gene Ontology annotation, biological process: nucleocytoplasmic transport. Bases 53 to 1477 code for a protein of 474 amino acids. Gene Ontology annotation, molecular function: protein binding. Lineage: Eukaryota; Metazoa; Arthropoda; Insecta; Lepidoptera; Nymphalidae. The transcript is spliced from 6 exons.
UUCUCGCCGGUUUAUCACUACUUGACAUCGUAGAAUUAAUGCUUAAGUUAUAAUGUCUAUUUUCAGUGGUUUUCCUGAGUUGCCUAAUCCGGAGGAAACGGCAUUUUGUAAAAUAAAUGAAGUGUAUUGUUGCGGUAAUGUUCGUUAUGGAAAUAUUUCAACAUUUACGAAUUCGACGAAGAACCACCCAAAAAUUAACGUUACAAAGGACUUACACCAUCAUAGAUUAUCUGACGAAAAUAUAUCAAUGUACGUGGACGUUGAGGACAAUUUAUUAAAAAAAAUAACAAGUGUUUGGUAUAAACAAGGAUUUGUUGAAGCACUGAGUGUAGCUGCUGAUCCAAAUGUGAAUAGAGAUAGCAGAACUCUGGCUAUUACAGCGUCAUAUGCAUUAAAACUAGCAAACUUGUUUACUGCCUUAAGGUACUUUAUGCAACCACAUUUAAAAGAUAUAGGACCAAAGAUUGUAUCUAAAUACUCAAGGACAAGAAAUUGGGGGAGUGCUCCUGUAAAAUGCAUAGCAUGGCAUCCACAUACAACAAAAAUUGCAUUAGCAACAGCCGAUGACAAUGUAAGAGUGUACUGUUCAGAAGUUUCCUUUGUCUCAACUUUAAAAUGCAAGGCUCAAGGUCACGUCUCGUCAUUGAGUUGGAGACCACACUCUGCAUCAGAAAUAGCUGUUGGUUGUGAACAAGGUGUUAUAGUUUGGACAGUGGACCCUAAUUCUAUGUUCACUAAACCAUCUUCCAGCAAUGCUGUUUUGUUAAAACGAUCUGGUCACAGUCCAGUAACAGACGUAAGUUGGUCUCCAAAUGGUGAUCUCUUAAUAAGUUGCUGUGGAGCGGACACGUCAAUGCUGGUCUGGGACGUUGCCAUGGAAACAGCAAUACCAUUACGCCGAGUUGCAGGGGGUGGCAUAGUAUUUGCCAGGUGGUCACUUACAGCUAGUAAAAUAUUUGCAGCUACUUCAUCUAUUAUAUUCAGAGUAUGGGAUACUCAAAGCUGGACACCAGAGCGGUGGUGCGCUCGCGGCUGUCGUGUGGUAGCAGCAUGCUGGGGACCAAAAGAUGUAGUGUUGUUCGCUGCCAAAGGAGAGCCUAUUGUGUAUGCACUUAAUAACACUGGUCUAAUGAAUGGAGCUAAAACAAGUAAAGCCCAGCCAGUCCUAGAUGUCACAAAGGUAGAACUACCGUCUGGAGAUUUAGUUGGUGGACCCAUUCUUGAUAUGUGCUGGGACCCAUCUGGUCGCUACCUGGCUGUGCUAUUUGAAGAGUCACACAUAAUAGCUGUGUUUAGUACAACACAGCUCAUGAUGCAACUUAGUGUCACACCUUGUUGCUUCAUCAGCGGCAUCGACAAUGAAGUACCAUCAACUUUGGCAUUCCAACAAAACUUCACCGAUGGUGCCUGUUUAACCAUCGCCUGGUCCAGUGGUAGAAUACAACACUUCCCUAUCAUUUAUACAGACGGUUAUUAAGUUUUUAUAAAACCAAACAGAUUCAUUAUUAAGAAAAAUAUAAAUCACAGAUUAAAAAAGCAAAUAGAAAAUGACAGAGCGUAAUUGAGUUAAAAAAAAAUUAUACUACAAUUGAAUAUUUUUUGUA